Messenger RNA from Vicia faba (fava bean), 288 nucleotides. The record is from the annotation of a GenBank genome assembly. Lineage: Eukaryota; Viridiplantae; Streptophyta; Magnoliopsida; Fabales; Fabaceae.
AUGAAGUUUGAGAAAUUUGAUGAAGAAAGUGUGGACAGAGGGAAAUUUGUGUUGAUUCUGAAUCGUGACGAAAAUACUGAGUCAACCGAAGAUGCUGCUGCAGUUACGAAAGUUGUUUUGGGUGGAGAGGGCGGAGACGAAACCAAAGAUAUCCUUCCGUUGGAUGUUGCACCACGUACCCUUGGAAUUGAAACUGUUGGCGGAGUGAUGACAACGUUGAUUCCUAGAAAUAUUGUUAUCCCUACAAAAAAAAUCCAUGUUUUACCACUUACCAGGAUCAGUAGAUAA